Molecule: messenger RNA, 2634 nt
Organism: Melanotaenia boesemani (Boeseman's rainbowfish)
Lineage: Eukaryota; Metazoa; Chordata; Actinopteri; Atheriniformes; Melanotaeniidae
Gene: pus7
Product: pseudouridine synthase 7
Exons: 18
Coding region: 244-2154 (636 amino acids)
Biological process (GO): pseudouridine synthesis
Cellular component (GO): nucleus
Molecular function (GO): RNA binding; pseudouridine synthase activity
Source: RefSeq, a predicted model, not a curated record
UCGUUUACGCGGGGGAGGGCUUUGGGGGAAGGUUGUGUUUCCGGAAUCACGCAUCAUUCACACGUGUGGGGAAAGCUGGCGUUCCAUGUUGUCAGGCGUCUUCUGACAACCACCAGAAGCAGUGUGUGCGUUAAGAAAUCUGUACAAGUGCUUGACCAGUGGAAGAUAAGAGAGGUUUCCCAAAUCCCCAGAAGUUUCCUAUUUCUACCUUUCGUUUCUCAGCCCUAUAAACACUUCACUUCAAUGGCAGAAUCAGACCCUGCACUUCUCUCAACAAAGGUUGGAGAGAAGAGAAGCUGUUCGGAGGAUGAGGAGGAAGACGCACCUUCAAAAAAGCCAAAAGUUGAGAUUGAUCAUAAAAAUGGGGGUGCACCCAAUCAAGAUGAGGAGGAGCUCGAAGGGGGAGCAAGUGACAGAGAGGAGGAUGGUGAGACCUUUGCUGACAUGAUGAAACACGGCCUAACUGAGAUGGAUGUGGGCAUCCUGAAGUACGUCAGCGACCAUGAAGGCUUCUCAGGAAUCCUGAAGGAAAGAUAUUCUGAUUUUGUUGUACAUGAAAUCAACAAACAAGGCAAGGUGGUGCAUUUAGACGACCUCUCUAUUCCAGCCGACACUGAGGAGGUCUCACAGCCUGAGCAGCAGCCAAAAGAAUGUAAUGUGCUAACUGAGGAGCAGAAAAAGCAGCUUGGUGAGCUGCAGCUCUUCAAGAAUAAAGAGGGAAAUGUCUCCAUUGAGGUGAUGGAUGACACAAAAGAGAAACGGACGCUUGUCCACAAGGCCAUCAAGACUCAGUUUCCUGGUCUGGAAACAAAAACAGAAGAAAAAGAUGGGCACAAGUUUAUAGUGGCUUACCAUGCUGCUGGGAAGAAGGCUUUAGCAGAAGUCAGAACAGCUGCAGCUCCAAGGAAACACUUCUGGCCCAAACACCGUGGCAGUUUCUGCCACUUCACCCUGUACAAAGAGAACAAAGACACCAUGGAUGCCAUCAAUGUGCUUUCAAAGUUUCUCAGACUUAGACCCAACAUGUUUUCCUACAUGGGAACCAAGGACAAGAGGGCCAUCACUGUGCAGGAGAUAGCAGUCCUCAAGAUCACAGCAGAGAGGUUGGCUCACCUCAACAAGUGUCUCAUGAACCUAAAACUUGGAAACUUUUGCUACAAAAACCACCCACUGAAGCUGGGAGAGCUGCAAGGAAACCAUUUCACUGUGGUUAUCAGGAACAUUUCAGGAACAGAUGAGCAGGUCCAUCAGGCCAUGACUUCCCUCAAACAGACAGGCUUCAUCAACUACUACGGCAUGCAGCGCUUUGGCACCACGGCUGUGCCCACACACCAAGUUGGCAGGGCUAUUCUGAAAAAUGACUGGAAUGAGGUGGUAGAUUUAAUUCUGAAACCUCGUCCUGGAGCGGAGAAAGAAUUUCUGGUCCGCUGCAGGGAGGAGUGGGCAAAGACUCAGGACCCAGAGGCAGCACUGAAAAAGUUGCCCAACAAGCGCUGUGUGGAAGGACAGCUGCUUCGAGGCCUGUCCAUGUACGGCAAGAAAAACAUCGUCACAGCCUUUGGACUGAUCCCCCGUAACAACCGGCUGAUGUACAUCCACAGCUACCAGAGCAUGGUGUGGAACACCAUGGUGAGCCGCAGAAUCGAAGCAUUUGGCCUCAAGGCUGUGGAGGGGGAUCUGGUGCUCAGAGGAACCACAGCACAUGUGCUGUCUGCAGAGGAGGCUGAGAGUCGCUCCAUCCAUGACAUUGUGAUGCCACUUCCUGGGUUUGAUGUCAUCUACCCCACUCACCACGUUGGUAAAGGUUACAGAGAGCUGCUCUCUGUGGACGGGCUGGACAUCGACAACAUGAGACACAAAGUAAAGGACUAUUCUCUGGCAGGGGCCUACAGACGCAUCAUCAUCAGACCCACUGAUGUCAGCUGGGAGGUGAUUCAGUAUGAUGAUCCUAGGAUCUCUCUGGUGCAUACUGACUUUGAAAAACUGGAGGGCAAACCUGCCCCUGUCUUCAACAAAGAGGGGAAGUACCGGGCUCUGAGGAUGGAGUUCUCCCUGCCUCCCUCGACCUAUGCUACCAUGGCAAUCAGAGAGGUCCUAAAGCUGGACACCAGCAUAAAGAAACAGACGCAGUUAAACACGACCUGGUUCAACUGAGAGCUCUUUCAGGCAGGAACUGGACUGUUGCAGUCAUUUUUUUUCUGUGGCUGCAAGUGUUUUUAAGUGUGUUCUGUGUGAGUGAGUGGAGAUUUUGUAUGAACCUUGAGUUAGUUUGUUGAAGUACAAAGAGCAACAUUUAAUCAUUCUUUUUGUUAUGGUUUUACUUGGAAAGAUUUCUGUGCUGCAGUGACUCUGCAAUAAAUUAAGUAAACGUUUUGCUUUCAGCAUGUUUACAGAUGUAGACAUUCCUGCUGCUAAUUUGUACAGAAAGUUUUUUUUUUUCCUUUUUAGCUUGCAGCUGUGAAUAAGAGAAUACUCUAGAUGAAGAAAAAUAAAAAAAAAUGUCAAGAUUAAACAUGCAGUUUGUGUUUUAGCUGUUUGUAGUAAAGCUUUUCCUACAUUUCCACAUAACAUAAAUAAGAUUGAUGUAAGACUGUCUCCCUCUGCUGGUCAGCAGUAUUAAAUAUGGCUUGUAUA